This is a messenger RNA of Saitoella complicata NRRL Y-17804, 849 nucleotides long. RefSeq lists its product as uncharacterized. Gene Ontology annotation, cellular component: endoplasmic reticulum; Dsc E3 ubiquitin ligase complex. NCBI's taxonomy places the organism in Eukaryota, Fungi, Ascomycota, Saitoellomycetes, Saitoellales, Saitoellaceae. Gene Ontology annotation, molecular function: protein binding. Gene Ontology annotation, biological process: protein processing. The transcript has 2 exons. Bases 1 to 849 code for a protein of 282 amino acids. The record is from RefSeq and is a predicted model, not a curated record.
AUGCCCGGACCCUUCGGAGGAACAUCAAAUGCUCAAUACAUCCCUCUACAAACAUUCAAUCUCAGCCGCGGAUCCGCGCCAGCACCACCAUCGCAGGUCCACCUUACGAUCCGUUUCGCUGGAACGAUACCACAGCCGCCGGAUCUUAAUGUGGAGUUGGUGCCGAGUGCGGUGAUUAAGACUGUAAAGCAGAAGAUUAGGGAGCAGAGACCGGAGUUUGGGAGGAGGAGGUUGAGGUUAAUUCAUAGUGGAAGAGUAUUACGGGAUUCAGGAUCGUUGCAGACAGAACUGCGACUUCGCUCGACGGUUGAGGAGGAGGAUGAUGAAGUACAAAGAGGGGCCGUGGUACAUUGUUCUGUCGGCGAUGAAGCAACACACGAAGAACUCGAAGCAGAAGCACGACCAGUCACCGCCGAUGGGGAAGAGAGCGAAACACCAACAGGACCAUCGACACUACCCCUCCCAACCGGCUUCGACAGACUCCGCAACGCAGGAUUCUCAGAUGCCGAUAUCGCCAAUCUCCGUGCCCAAUUCCAUCGCCUGCAAGGUGGUGGGGUAGGAGAUGGCGAGGACGAAGACAAUGAAGCCGCACAAGCACGCGCACGAGAGAUGGAGGAGAGGUGGAUGGAUGAGGGUGCGAAUACCACUGCUGGAGAUGCAGCGACUGCGACGGCGGAGCUUGGAGAGGGGAUGUAUUGGGAUAUGUUUAAAGGGUUGAUGAUUGGGUUCUUUGCGGGCGUUUUUGCAAUAUUUUUGUUAAGGGAGGGUGUGUUUAAUCGGAGAACGCAGAUUGCGAUUAUCGCUGGGUUGUUGGUGAAUGUGUCAUUCGGGUUCUUGCGGUUGGCAUGA